GCCAACAUGCCUGUCCUCCUCUUCUCUGUACUCUGGCUUAUUGCACAAACUCAAGUCACAGCCAUAAAGGAAACAUCUGAACAGGUGCACUAUGAAGUCGUUCAUCCUAAAAGACUGCAUAUUUUGCACAAAAGAGAUAUACAAAACACCCAAACAGAAAGCCAUGGCAAAGAGGAAAGAGAUGAUUCUGAACUUCAGUAUCAGAUUACAUUAAAUGGAGAAGAAGUCAUUCUUCAUUUACAAAAAACCAACAAUAUCAUGGGCCCAGACUACACUGAAACAUAUUUCUCACCAAGUGGACAAAAAAUAACAACAAGGCCUAGGAACACGGAGCACUGCUUCUAUAAAGGACACAUCUUAAAUGAGAAGGAGUCUGUUGCUAGCAUUAAUACUUGUGAUGGUUUGAGGGGGUAUUUCACACAUCAUGAUCAAACAUACAGCAUAAGGCCCCUGAAAAGCUCUGACCAAGAAGAACAUGCUGUCUUCACACAAGACCAGGAAGAAGUUGUUGACCUUGCAAAUUACACCUGUGGUAUGAGAAGUUUGGGCAGGACUAAAGGCCUUAUUCGAAACUCAAGGUCACCCAAGAGACCAGAGCAGGAAGAAUUUCUUCGGGCUGACAAAUAUAUUGAUCUCUUUUUGGUGCUGGACAAUGCCUUUUAUAAAGCAUAUAGUGGAAAUCUAACUGUGAUAAGAAGCUUUGUGUUUGAUGUGAUGAACCUACUCAAUGUGAUUUACAAAACCAUAAAUGUUCAAGUGGUCUUGGUAGGCUUGGAAAUCUGGUCUGAUGGUGACAAGAUAAAGGUGGCACCUGAGACACAUGUCACUUUUACCAACUUUCUGAACUGGCAUCGUUCUAAGACAGAGAAAAAGAAGAUCCAUGACUAUGCUCAGUUACUGAGUGGAAUUAACUUCAGUGCUCGACGUGUGGGAAUGGCAUCCUCAAGUUCUUUGUGUACCUCGUCUUCAGUUGUCGUCAUUGGGGCGAAGGGAAUGAAUAAUGUGGCUCUUGUAGCAGUGAUGUCACACGAGUUGGGCCAUGUCCUUGGCAUGGUUGAUGUUCCAUUUAACACUCCAUGUCCCUUUGGGAGUUGUGUGAUGAGCCAAUAUGUGAGUUCAAAAUUCCCAAAAGGUUUCAGUACAACCAGCCGCUCACAUUUUGAAAAAUUCAUUUUAUCUAAAAGACCAAAGUGCCUGCUGCAAGCACCAAUUCCACAAAACAUAUUAACAAAUCCAAUGUGUGGGAACAAACUUCUGGAGCUAGGAGAAGAGUGUGAUUGUGGCUCUCUGAAGGAAUGCACCAAUCGUUGCUGUGAGGCCAGCACCUGUAAAUUAAAACUUGGAGGUGACUGUGGAGACACUCAGGCUAUAUCACAUCAAAGACACUCUGUAGGGGAGGAGGAGGGAGAAGGACAGGACACGGGUGGGAAGAAGACAAGGGAACACGGUGGUGGUGCAGAGGGAAUUGUGGUGGAAACCAUACAUUCUCCAAAAAAUAAAGAAUGA
Condylura cristata (star-nosed mole) is the source of this 1506-nucleotide messenger RNA. It is a transcript of the gene ADAMDEC1, whose product is annotated as ADAM-like, decysin 1. Lineage: Eukaryota; Metazoa; Chordata; Mammalia; Eulipotyphla; Talpidae. The record is from RefSeq and is a predicted model, not a curated record. Bases 7 to 1506 code for a protein of 499 amino acids. Gene Ontology annotation, biological process: proteolysis. The transcript is spliced from 14 exons. Gene Ontology annotation, molecular function: metalloendopeptidase activity.